CCAUCUAAAUACCACAUCGCGAAAACUGCAGUCAUUGCAUUUCUUGUAAUGCAAAUCGAGAUGUAGAGAUAGUAAUUCAGCCAUUAUAUUGCAGGUGAACGAGAGACGGAGAGAAUCUCGUAAAAGGAAAUUGGAACAUGAAGAAAUUCGAUUGAUGCAAAUGAUCGCUAGCAAUACCGGAAAUUGUUGAAGAAACAUUACGCACAAAGAAUAGAAGUCUUUGUUUUGAAUAAGUGCCCUUCGGGAACGGAUGGUGUAAGAAAUUAUACGCAAUCCGAGUGCAGGAUAAAAAGAAUGCAACUGCACGAGAAAAACAGCACAUGAUAUUAGAAUAAAUUAUACGCAAUUCAAACUGUUAUAAACACUGUGAAAUACUUAAUAUUUAAAAAGUGUAAUAAUUUGGAGAAAAUUAUGCUCAAGUUGAACUUUCGCAUGCAUAUUAACAUAUUCACUGAUUGUUAAUCAGGGAUCAAAGAUGCGAUUCUUGAGAACAAGGUCCAGUAUUAGCUGCGUCUAAUAUUUCUUUCAACAUGCAACUGUAACAAUACGUAGCCGCGGAUGAAUCUUCACGCACGCAAUAUGCAUUAGACAUACAUAACUCACCCCACCUACGCAAGUCAGACAGAUUUUUUUAUAGUGUAGCCGAUAAGCCGAUAAACUUGGGUGAAGAGAUAGAAGGAAAGUGCGGCAAGAGAUAAACAGUGCAGAGAGAGAAGAUACUCUUAUUGUUAGUAGGUCAAUCAAAUCUUUAAGUCAUGUCGACGAGAAGACGUGCAACAAACGCGCUGCGUAUGUCGCGGGCCCGGAUGGCCGACAUUCAAUUCAAGAAUCUGUCGUUCGAGGUACAGACUGGAUAUCGCGGGACCAAGAAGAAGAUUCUGAAGGAUCUGAACGGCGUCUUCAAGGCCGCGGAGCUGACGGCUAUCAUGGGACCGUCCGGUGCCGGGAAGUCGACGUUGUUGAACAUUCUGACCGGAUUCCAACAGGGACAAUUGACGGGCACGGUCGAGUAUGUCAGUAGCGAGGGUAAACAGAACUGUAACAAGUACAAGAAGCAAUCGUGCUACAUUCAACAGACGGACAAUCUGUACGGUCUGUUCACCGUUCAGGAGAGCAUGAUGAUGGUGACCUAUUUAAAGAUCGGCAAUAAUGCGACGAAAAUAUUCAGGCAGAUACUGAUCGACAACAUCCUGGAGACGUUGCAGCUGGCGAAGGUAAAGGACACAAAAGUCGACCGGCUCAGCGGAGGGCAGAUGAAGAGGCUGAGCAUCGCCCUGGAACUGAUUGACAAUCCGCCGAUAAUGUUCCUGGACGAACCGACAACCGGCCUGGAUUCAAUGGCGUCCCAUCAGUGCGUCUCCGCGUUACAGACCCUGGCGAAGAGCGGUCGAACGGUGAUCUGCACCAUUCAUCAGCCGAGCGCAGCGCUCUAUCAUAUGUUUGACCAUAUUUACUUGGUGGUCGAUGGCCAGUGCAUGUACGCCGGCCCGCCCGACAACACGGUGAGCUAUUUCGCCCAGCAGGGUUUUCAGUGUCCCCACUAUCACAAUCCCGCGGACUACAUGUUAGAGGUGGCCAACCGGGAGUAUGGAGAUUACAACAAUCAACUGAUCGCGGCGGCUAAGGAGUAUUGCCAGAGAGAGGAAACACCCCUGAAGAUGCGCAUCAUGAGGGAAGCGUCGUUCUACGACGAGAAAACGAGAGAGAUGAUGGAUCCGCCCUCAGAAAUGACGAAAUUCAAGAUAUUGCUAUACCGUUACUCCCUGAUAGCGUGUCGAGAUUGGUCGAUAACUCACAUCAAGUUAAUGUUGCACUUCCUCGUGGCUAUCUUGUUGGGCUUAUUGUUCGAGCAUUCUGGCGAUGAUGGCAGCAAAACCAUCAGCAACGUCAGUUUCUUGCUGGUAUGCGGGAUGUACUUCCUCUACACCAAUUUGAUGCCGGCCGUGUUGAGAUUCCCUUUGGAGCUGGCCAUACUGAAGAAGGAGCGCUUCAACAACUGGUACCAGCUGAGGACUUACUACACGGCCACGCUAGUGAUGAAUGCACCGUUACACAUAUUGUCCAGUGUUAUUUACUCAACCAUCACCUACGUGCUAACUAGGCAGCCCCAGGAAUGGUUCCGAUAUCUCAUGUUUCUACUCAUCACGACCCUGACGGCUUUCACCUCGGAGAGCGUAGGCUUGGGUCUAGGAACACUUUUCGACCCCAUUAACGGCACCUUCUUUGGGGCUAUCACCGCGUGCGGGAUGCUGGUACUAGCUGGCUUUUUGGUAUUUUUCAAUCACAUGCCACAGAUCCUUUACUACAUUAGCUUCAUGAACUACUUCAGAUUCACCUUUGACGGCUUAGUACAGGCGGUUUAUGGCUUUCAACGAGAGCCGAUACAGUGUCCGAGUGAUAUCGAUUAUUGCCAUCUUCGAGUACCGUCGCUGAUACUAGAAGAGCUGCGUAUGACCAAAUCUAUAUUCUGGAUCGACGCCGUCGUCCUGUUCGCCUGGUUCGUGGUUAUUCGGCUCGCGUGUUACAUUUCGUUAAAAAGAAGGCUUUCGAAAGUAUGAUGAAGAUCCCCUGUGUAUAUUGCUGGUAAAGCGGGUAUUAUCAUUGUAUUUAAAAUGUAGCGUAAUUCGCCGAGAUUCUUCUGGGUUCCGUGAGCAAAACGCUGCUUUCGUACCGAGGAUCAUCGGAGAGGCACCGAAGAGGUUUGUUGACGUCUCGCAAGGAUGUGCCCGCUGAAUAUUGUUAGAAGAAAUUUGCAUGUCAGUAUGGCUGUGACAGCGUUAGUGUGCUCAUCGCUUCGUAACAAGAUCUUUCCGCCAAGGUAGAAGGUGGUGAAUAAUUUCGAAGUAUAGUAUGUCUCUUAUCUCCGUAGUGAUUCUUCUACGGUCUCAAAGAUAGAGAAAUGAUAGUUUGUAUAUAAAGUCGAGACGUGUCGGUUGCAACGAAAGAAAUGCUUACGCAACUCAUGUGCAGCGGGAAGUAAAAGUAACGCUUGUAAUUGAGUUCGGCUUUUCCAACUCGAUCUGAUACAAACCAGCGGGAUAAGAUACGGAGGAUGGAGUACGGUUGUAGAAAGUGAAUUGUGACAUUGUAGACGCCAAGUGCGAGACGAUACUUUCACGCUUGUGCUCGAUGGAGCACGUGCUGGGACAAUGAUGAAUAUAACAUCAUAUUUUACGCGGCUGUAAUUAAAGAUAUGAAAAUUUUAUUGCGUUUCGUGAUUUAUAAUAACCUUCUUCGAGCUAUAUGCCAUAAUCAUAAUUUUUUCCGGAUUUCAGGUAUUUUUUUUAGAUCGGAUUAUAAAUAGCGCUAAAAUCGCUGCAUGCGUGUAGCAGCUCAUCAAGUAUUCAAUAGGCUCUAUCCAGUUUGUAAAUACACUACACCUCUCCGAUAUCUUUGUCCACAUUUGUAUAUCAUUAUGCGAAAGCGGCAGUUUCUGCGAGAAUUGCACUUAUAAGUUUCCUUCCAUUUGCUAAUAUCACAUAAGCAAACAGAUUUUUAUGCUGUUGCUACAAAGUUCUACUUAAGAAUAACUGCAUAAAUAAAAUAAAAUUAUUUUGAAAAGGAUAAAUCUGAUGAAAUCAGCAGAAAAAUCUGUAUUAUUGAAUAAAUUAUUAAUGGAGAUCAAGUAAUAAAAUUAUAGCCUUCGUCGACGAAGAAAUCUUGUAUUCAAAUGAUAUACUUAUCAUGAUGUUAUUUCGAUGUUAAGGAUAUUUAUUAUAACGACUAAAUAACGUCAACGAAAGACCAUUAGCAAUAUAUUAGGAAUUUAAUAUUGGAUCUCUUUCGAGUAAGUUAUUUAGAUUUAUGCGAUAAAAAUGUUUCUUCCAAACCCGCUCAGUUAAAGGGAAUUAUGCAACACGACAUAGAUUUAUAUUUCUCAGAAAGAAAGAAUAAAGCUAAGAGCGAUAAAGCAGCGGAAGGUAUUUCGCGAGUUAGGUAAUGUAAAGACGCGGGUCGUAGGUCAAAAACCACUGAGCGCAUGGAAUUCGCAAUAGGAUUUCUUAACCGAAGCUAACCACGUGUUUCACAUUAGUCUAAGAGCGACGAUGGACCGCUAAUAUCGCGGUCGUGCAAACAUAAUUUCGUAAUAAUAUUAUAUAAGACUGUACAUGCAAUAUAGAAGUUGAGAAAUAGUUAAAUUAAUAGCCUUUCACCAACGAAUGGAAUUACCUUCAAUAAUGAAUUCCUCGGUAAUGAACGGGAGAAAUAAUAUUGUUGUCGAAUUCGAUCUCGCAGAUUAAAUUAAUAAGUUUAUUUCCGCUGCGUUUCCCUUCGGGAAGAGACGAUCGGCGACUUAUCAAAAGUGUAGCGCGAUGAUCUUGUCUUGUAUAUGUAACAUGAGGUACGAGAAAUAUAAACUUCGAAAUAUGGACUACAAA
This is a messenger RNA of Temnothorax curvispinosus, 4379 nucleotides long. Its product is annotated as ATP-binding cassette sub-family G member 4-like. Lineage: Eukaryota; Metazoa; Arthropoda; Insecta; Hymenoptera; Formicidae. The record is from RefSeq and is a predicted model, not a curated record. The transcript has a single exon. The coding region runs from base 756 to 2558 and encodes 600 amino acids. Gene Ontology annotation, cellular component: plasma membrane. Gene Ontology annotation, molecular function: ATP hydrolysis activity; ATP binding; ABC-type transporter activity.